Oncorhynchus gorbuscha (pink salmon) is the source of this 3198-nucleotide messenger RNA. Its product is annotated as F-box/LRR-repeat protein 20-like. Gene Ontology annotation, biological process: SCF-dependent proteasomal ubiquitin-dependent protein catabolic process. The coding region runs from base 377 to 1687 and encodes 436 amino acids. The record is from RefSeq and is a predicted model, not a curated record. Gene Ontology annotation, molecular function: protein binding. Gene Ontology annotation, cellular component: SCF ubiquitin ligase complex. NCBI's taxonomy places the organism in Eukaryota, Metazoa, Chordata, Actinopteri, Salmoniformes, Salmonidae. The transcript is spliced from 15 exons.
UGAUGAAAAAUGCAUGUAGGCUAUACUUCGUCCAGGGUUAUUACCAAAUGUAAUGAUUUGUGUCCAUAAUAAAGAAGGAUAAUGCUAAAAGCAGUGUUCACAUAUAAAGAGGGAACGGUGGAGGGGAGGGCGAACUAGUGAGCGGAGAUAUAAGAGUUCGGGUUGUUGGCUGGGGCAGUUGUCGAGAGGUAGGCUAAUGCAAUUGUGUUACAAACCGAAAAAAAUAUGAAAUUCGCCGUCGCAGCUGCCGAAACAACGGUAGCAUGGUAGCUUUGGACUGGGGUUUGCAAGACGAGCACCGAUAUCUACACAUUACUGCACUUUUAACACCGAAUUACUUAUCCCCCUGAUCGAGUCGGGUAAACCACCGUCCGAGAUGGGGAAGGAGGUUAAUGGUGUUUCGCGGAGCCGGUUUGAGAUGUUCUCAAACAGCGACGAGGCCGUCAUCAAUAAGAAGCUGCCCAAGGAGCUGUUGCUACGAAUCUUCUCCUUUCUGGAUGUGGUGACACUCUGUCGCUGUGCCCAGGUCUCACGGUCGUGGAAUGUGCUCGCCCUGGACGGCAGUAAUUGGCAGAGGAUUGACCUUUUCGACUUUCAGAGAGAUAUUGAGGGGCGAGUGGUGGAGAACAUCUCGAAACGAUGUGGGGGAUUCCUGAGGAAGUUGAGUCUGCGGGGCUGUCUGGGGGUGGGGGACAGCGCUCUGAGAACCUUCUCCCAGAACUGCAGGAAUAUUGAGCUGCUUAGUUUGAAUGGCUGCACCAAGAUAACUGACAGCACAUGUAAUAGCCUAAGUAAGUUCUGUCCCAAGCUCAAGCACUUGGACCUCGCCUCCUGUACCUCAAUCACCAACCUGUCACUCAAAGCACUCAGCGAGGGCUGUCCUCUGUUAGAGCAGCUUAACAUCUCGUGGUGUGACCAGGUGACUAAGGAUGGCAUCCAGGCCUUGGUACGAUGCUGUCCCGGACUCAAAGGCCUUUUCCUCAAGGGCUGCACACAGUUGGAGGAUGAAGCACUGAAGCACAUUGGUGCACACUGUCCAGAGCUGGUCACUCUCAACUUACAGACGUGUUCGCAGAUCACAGACGAAGGUCUCAUUACUAUAUGCCGGGGCAGUCACCAUCUGCAGUCGCUGUGUGUCUCAGGUUGUGCCAACAUCACAGACGCCAUCCUCCACGCCUUGGGACUGAACUGCCCGCGCCUCAGAAUAUUAGAGGUGGCUCGCUGCUCUCAGCUCACAGAUGUGGGCUUCACUACACUAGCAAGGAAUUGUCAUGAGCUGGAAAAAAUGGACCUGGAAGAGUGUGUGCAGAUCACGGACGGCACACUUAUCCAGUUGUCCAUCCACUGCCCUCGUCUGCAAGUUCUGAGCCUGUCUCACUGUGAGCUGAUUACUGACGAUGGCAUCAGACAUCUGGGAAGCGGGCCCUGUGCCCACGACCGGCUGGAGGUGAUCGAGCUGGACAACUGCCCCCUGAUCACGGACGCCUCGCUGGAGCACCUGAAGACCUGCCACAGCCUGGACCGCAUCGAGCUCUACGACUGCCAGCAGAUCACCCGCGCAGGCAUUAAGAGACUAAGGACCCAUCUACCUAACAUCAAAGUGCACGCGUAUUUCGCCCCCGUCACCCCACCCCCCUCGGUUGGGGGGAGUCGCCAGAGAUUCUGUCGCUGCUGUAUCCUGCUAUGAUGUGAAGACCGCGCCCCCACCCCCCCCUCAGCCCAACUUCUGCCCCUCCACCCAACCUGGCUCAGCCUGCUCCGAUCCGGCCUCAAGGUAUACAUGCUGGUGUGCCCCCCUGAUUGGAGCUGCAGAGAGAGGGAGAGAGCCCAAACACCACAGGGUCUGGGAAGAACCUUCCCAAUGACAUUACCAAACCCACUCACAACGGCCUUUGUCAAACACACAAAUAAACACACACACAUCACCACAGAUGAACAUCAGUACAUUCCCUGCUGUCCCCAGGCCCAUGUUCUAAAGACCAUCCAGCAUUGCAGGGAGGAUUACAUAAUAGAACCACUGCUGUUUACAGAUUAGGCUCCUAAUACACUGUAUGGACUACAUGAAGGUAGGGCACACUUGAUACGAGGUUCCCUAUGGACUACUAUGACCUUUUACUAAAGGAUCAGGAAGAUGGGUUUGGAUAAGAAACUCACAUCCAAUGUGGGUGUUGGGAGGAUAACCAGAAACAUGGCUAGAGCUACUAUGGGAAAAUUGGUUUGGUAGAAAUGCCCUCAGAAUCUUUCAACGACUGUCAAGCUACCUCUAGACAUAACUGCACUUCAACGUGAGUAGCACUUUGUUAGCCUCUGGUUCCAGACUGCCCACUCCCAACCAAACUUUUUAUUUUUUAUACUAAAGAUCCGUUUCCAUUGGCACUUUUAAGUCAACCCAGGUUGGGCUGGCCUUGGUGGCUGGCUGAAAUUGUUUCCACUGCCUCCAAAGAAUAAAUGAUGUCAUGUUGCUAGGUAUUCAAUAUAUGACUGCAGCUGGCUUCGCUAAUGUUGCUAACUGGCAAGAUGUUGAAGAAUUUAAAUUCACCCUCACUAUGCUGUAAUUAACUUUAACCCAUACUCCUGUCAGUGCUAGCCAUACUCAGAACCAUGCAUUUAGCUUGCUAACUCGCUAAACGGUUAGCGUCGCUAUUGGCUAGCUAACUAAUCAUGCAAACCAGACGGCAGGUUUGAGUGUUUUAUUUAUUUAUAUAUUUUUUACAACAGAUGAUAUGGUGUAGCUAGCUAGCUUUAAAUACGAACUGGCCAGCUAAAAUUCCUGCUAGCUACAGUAGCUUGUUUUAACUCUUGAUUUGCUAGCUAAUAAUGGUAGCUAGCAUUUUAGGGCUGACUGUUGUCAUAAAAGUUUAUUGUGGAAUGCAAACAUUUAUGGAUCCAGCUGUGGUGGCAAUUCGUGUCAUGUCUGACUACUGCAGUACUGCUUGUCCAUGUGCUAACUAGCAGCGCACACACCUAGAUUAGCUGCUCAACGUUGUCACCAUCCAGCGGUGAUUUUAUUUUUUAUUUACUGCGUUACCAGCCUGAAUUCUAAACGCGCUAGCACCAGGUGUGAAACUGGGCUGUGCUGGUUCGAAUUCCAUUCGAACAUCUCUAUUUUGACCCUGAUUUUAAGUGCCAGUGGAAAGGGGUUUAAUUUAACAAUUUAACAAUUUAACAGAGUCCUGGUGUCUUCGACAGCAAUUAAAC